CCCAGAGGAGCUCCGUCUCUCCUCCUCCUCCUUCUCCUCCUCCACCCAUCCAUCCACCCAGCCAUCCAUCCACCUCUGGCGCACGACGGGUCAUCUGGCGUCCAAAAUGACCUUCAAAGUAUCGAGCUGAGCGGUGCCUUUUGCCCUCAGUGGACUUGGCCGUGCAAAAGCAAAGGGGUGCGCACAUCGCCGGGGGAGCGGCGGGCGGACACGGACGGACACAGGCGUCGGGCUCGGCAUCGCGUCACCGCAGAGUGCUGUGGUCGGCUGUACUCUCAUACAUUUGCUGGACUCCGCCGCUGACAGCGACCGUAUGGCGAAGACGGUGCAUUCAACGCCCGGUGCGCUGACAGGUGAAGGCGCGGCACAGCCGUCACUCAGCUUACUUCCUGACAAGAGAUCUCCCAGCAACGGUCACCGAUCUCCAGCCCGAGUAGCAUCUGCAGGAAAAACUACUCCAUCCAGCACAGAGAAGAAGCCACAGAUAAAUGGGCAUCCGUCCCCUUUACACAUGCCAAGUAGCGUCAGUAACACCCAUGCAGGUAAACCAUAUGUGGAAGGCUACAUGAAGACGGAUGACAGGAUGCGUCUAGCCAAAGAGAGACGCGAGGAGAGGGAGAGAAGCCUGGCGGCAAGAGAGCAGCUGAUCAGGGAGAAGGAGCGGCGAGCUCGGCUGCAGUAUGAACGCACGGUGGAGGAGCGUUUCAGACGGCUGGAGGAGCAGAGGCAGAAGGAGGAGCUCCGCAGAGCCGCUGUGGAGGAGAAGAGGAGGCAGCAGCUGGAGGAGGAGAGAGAGCGCCUGGAGGCCCUGAUGAAACGCUCUCUGGAGCGCAGCCUUCAGCUGGAGCAGAGGACCAAACGCUGGAGCAGAGGCUGCACGGCCGGAGCAGCCCCCUGCAGCCCUCACAGGUCACCAUUUCGGGGCACACUGAACCCAGCUGAUCACAACAGAGCAGGAGUUCAGGGAGGCUCUCAGUCCACUCCCAACACCCCUAAGAGAGAGCGACUGCGCAGAGAUAGGAGGACUGAUUCUCCUGGUUUUGGGUCCCCUGUGAGAAGAGCAGAAUCCCCUGCGAGCGUAACCAAGUAUUUGGCUUCUCCUCCUACCUCCAAGCUGACAUCCAAGAUGCGUUCCCACUCUCCUAGCAAUGGACACCAGUACCAUUCCUCUCCUACAAGACAUCGUCCAAACCCUGACGACAGCAAGAAGGUACAGGACAAGACGGUGGAAAAACACGGUGAAGAAUCCAAAACUGAGACUGCUGUGAAAAAGAACUGUGACAUCGACAGCCCUGGUCCAUAUUUACACGUCGAGAAAUCCACCGAGAAGAAUUUAGUCAACAAUGAAAUCGCCAAAAACAGGCCAACAAAGGCUGAAAGUUGUGAUAAGCACCUUAGGAGUGAGACACCUGAAAGGAAUGAUUCCCCUGACAAAAAGGAUCCAGGGUCUCCAAAAGUGGAUACCUUAGAAAAGAAGAUCAAAAGCAAUGACCAGGAUGCUGACAAAAGAAAAGAAUCGGCCCCAUGCACACCCACAGGAAAGCAGGCAGCCGGCACAACAAAUGCAGAGGAGGCUACCAGGUUGCUGGCAGAGCGGAGGCGUCACGCCCGGGCACAGAAAGAACUGGAGGAGAAGAAACGAGAACACGAGGAGGAAGAAAGGCUGAAGGCAGAGCAGCUCAAAAAGCAGCCAGCACCGGAGCAGCCGAAGCAGGAGGCGAAGACGGAGCACGUGAAGGAGGGGAAGAAGAAAGAAGAAGAUGCUCCCAGGCUGAAGAAAGAAGAGGAAAAACGAAAGCAGGAGGAGCAGGAGAAGGAACUGCAGACCCAGGUGGACAAAGAGAAAGAAAAAGCCAAGGUUCAGGCUCAAGAGGACGCAGAGCGCCAGCGUCAAGACAGAGAGCUACAGAAGCAGCACGAGGAGGAGGAGAGGCAACUGAGGAAGAAGAGAAUUGAAGAGAUCAUGAAGAGAACGAGGAAGAACGAAGCUGACGUGAAGAAGGAGGAGCAGGUGGAGACCAAGUCUGUCUCACCACCAGGGGAAGUAAGGAUGAAUGUUCAAACUAGUGAUCAGGUGAAUGAACAAGCAAUCCAAAAAGUUGAGUUGCAGGUAAAUGAACAGGUCCCAGUCCAGGGUAAUAAACAGGGAAGCACCCCGGUGAAGAAAGAAGCAGCGGUGGCACAGAUGGACAAUCAGAAGACUAUGCAAGUACAGAAAAACACUGAACAGGUGACUCCGACACGUAGCGCUCCUGAAAAGGGACCGGACGCCAAACAAGUCAAAGAAGAGCACGUCACCCGAGUUGGCAACGACGGCAAAGCUCAUGCACUCAAGCCACAGGAAAAACAGGCGGACACCCAUGUGAGCAAGCAGGACAGAGCACAGGCCAAUACUAAAGCCAAUGACCAAAUAAAUAAAGAACUGACAAAUACAGCAGAUGCCAAAGUCAACCAAAAGGAGAGUGUCAUGGUGAAUGGAGGAAUGAAUAGUCAAGGGAGUGCCCAGACUAGUAACCAACUUACCACAGAGGUAAGCAAGCAUCAAAGCUCCCCUGUGGAAGUGGCACAUGGCACGUCGAAAACUGAGGGAAAGGCUAAGGAAACGUCUGAGACGGAAGUUACCAGAGCCUCGGUGACGCCCCUGCCAGUGGGACACCCAUCGCCGCCGGUCAUCAAGCUGGAGCCACUCGAUGUGAAGAGCACCGGAUCUUGUGAUGAGGUGCAGUCAAUGGAGGUCAGCCCAGUUUCUAAGGAUGAACUGAUCUCCAUCCCAGAGUUCUCGCCCGUGAAUGAAGUCCAGCACGGCGGUAUGAGUAACACCCGCGCCCUUGAGGACCUGUUGGACCUCACUGGGAACAUCGCCUACCCCAAAUUGUCCUCCGAAGCCAGCAUAGGCGACUGCAACAAGAACCUGAUAGAGGGCGUCGUCAGUCCCAUGUCGGAUUCAAAGCUCAUUGAGAUGUCCUCUCCGUCCUCAAAUAAACUUAGCGUCCAGUAGUCCACUAAUCUCUCUCUCCUCUCUCUUUCUCUCUCUCUUUCUCUUUCUCUUUCUGUCUGUCAGUCCCUCAUGCUCACGUUAGGAUAUACACUGUGCUCUGUCUCGGGUUUAAACAGUGGUUCUCAGCCUUAGGGUUGACACUAGACAACAAUUAUAAGGUGGCCCAGCUCACCAUUUUGAAUAUGUGUCCCCGUGUCGUUGCGUAACAGUACAUUUAUGGAAUUUGAGCCAUAGAGGCUGAGAACAACUGCGCUAGAUGGCCUUGUCACUUCUUCUAAAAGAGGCUUAGGCGGGUCUGUCUCGGUGGUUUCCUCCGCCGACUCAUUUGAGACGGGACAGAAACCGCCGACUCUGGAUUUUAAUCAUUCAAAACACUGUAAACCUUGAAUUGCAAUAUAACUGAAGCAUCUGUAAUCUGUUCACAUCGCAUUGAACCACUGUACUCGUGUGUUUUCAAAGAUAAGUGUUCAACUUACAAUUCUUGUGAUGAUCAUAUCCUAGUGCGACAAAUGUGUUAUAUCAGGUACUUCAAAAGACUUCUGUGAGUGUGUGUGUGUGCGUGUGUGUGUGUGUGCAAACUGAGAGCACAUGUUUAAAGAGAGAGAGGGAGAGAAGGCAUGCCUGUAAUAUUGUGAGAAAAUAAUGCAAAUAUCAGGGUUUUGAAUCUUACACAACCUUAGGAAAAAGCACUACUGCUAAGUUACAGUAGCUUGGUGAGACUUUUUUUUAUUUCCCCACUGCACAGCUCCCCUCAUAGGUCUUCUUAUCCCUGACUGAAAGCCUGCUCUGAUCAUUGAGGGUGGCAUUUGUGUUCCUUUGCCUUUGUGCUCAGAUCAGCAGAUGAAAUUCAGAGUGUUGUGGGGCAAAGUGCGACUAUUUCGUCUUCAUGGCAGCAUACGCAUCAAUACUGUGAAACGUUAUUUCAACAUAAUGUUAUUUCUCAGUGUUUAGCACAUUGCACAUUGUGCAUGCUUGCUUUAGUAAUUGAUUUGACGGGAGUUGUAUCAAUUUGACCGGCAAACUGAAAUCCAGUGGAACUCUUUGACCUGUGAAAUUGAUAAUACAGACUCUUCAAACUGUUUUGGGUAAACACAGCAAGCAGGAGUGCACAUGCUUGGUGGAGGGUCAAGAUAAGUGCAGUCACGCACCCAUCUUCCCCUCUGAGGUCUGGUCGCAGAUUGUUGGCUUUUUUCACUUUUUUUUUUUUUUUUUUUUUUCCCAUUUCUUGCCAGUUGAGAUUAUUCCCGUUAUUCUUGUGUACCUUUAACUGGGACUUUGUCACUCUAGAUGAGUGAGAAGACUUGACCAAAACCUGUUAUUUUGAAUGUCACCACUUCAAAACAAAACAAAACAAAAUCAUGACAAAUAGUUUUAAUGUAGAGGUUUCGCUGUGUUGGUUGCAGAGUGAAUUUCCUAUUUGGAGCCUGUUGCUGGACUAUAUGGAUUCAUAAGAGCUCCAGUCCAAUAACAAAAAGGCUAUUUCCCAGUGAUACUUUACCUUAUGACCUAAAAUAGACAAUUUCACAGAGGGAGGUGUAUUACAUGUUAUACAAAUCAAAUAAAAGUCUUAACUCUUGCACACAUAUUUUAUCCUGCAGAUCCUUUGCACCACUCCAAAAAAAAAAAAAGAAAAAAGAAAAAAGAAAAGAACAAUGUAUUUAUUGUUGUAAGAAGAAGAAGAAAAUGUUAUUUAAGUGUGUGACAGCUGAGAGGCUUUAUUUAUAGAUUUAUAUAUGGAUUGCAACCAAGUGCACAUCAUGCAGGAUGCUGGUGAUGUGUGUGGCUCGAGUGCACACACUGGGAUGUUUGCUCAACAAUAAAAAGGCAUGUUCCCAGUAAAGUCUAGGUAUAGAAAUGCAGUUGAGUGUCAUAUUUUUUUUCCUUCUAUAAGCCUGGCUAUCUUGUAAGGGAAACCCACUCCCCUCUAUGGAGAAUCUUCAUUAGGUUUCUGUAUUGUUCCUCAAAUGAUUGUUGCUGUGAUGACUGACGGUUUCCAUUUUCUGUGUGAUGUCUUUGUAUGAUUUUUAGUAUGCCUUAUGGGGGACUGUUCUGUUGCUACAUUUUUGUACUGAACAUUUUACAGUCAGUUGCUAAUUGUGGGCAUUCGAGCUUGUUGUAAUCUACAUCCAUCCGGCUAGGCCACUGGGAUUGCUGUGUGUUUGCCAUUGUACUUGUGCCCUUGUUUAAAAUGCAUCACAUACCCAUUUCAUCCUGUAACCACGAAUGACAGCAACUAAUGCAUUUAUUUUUAUGUCAUACAUAAAGUGACUUAACCUUUACUAUCUAUGGACACUACCAAGCCUUUUAAGACAGAGGCUGUGACUUGUCUAAAAUGAGAUAGGCCUAUAGCGCAGCAUUUGAAACUUAGGAUUUGGUGUAUACUUUGCAUAUUGGAAAAAAAAACCAACAACUGCUGUUCCACAGUGAUUAAUAUGAUGCUUUUGAUAAAUGCAGAAAGGACUACAGUUAAGGACAACCAAAUAUGGAUGCACACAUAAAGGUUAAUAGAGAAAAAAAAAUAUUCAAGUCAGUUCAAACCCGUGUCUCAAAGCAGCAUAUCACAGUCAACCUAAAUCUGUAAGUUAUGUAACUAAUGUAGACUAGACAUUGUGCAUGGUAAGCAUGGUCAUAAUUAUCCGAAUCAAUAAAAAAAAAAAAAGUAAACCUG
Molecule: messenger RNA, 5666 nt
Organism: Myripristis murdjan (pinecone soldierfish)
Lineage: Eukaryota; Metazoa; Chordata; Actinopteri; Holocentriformes; Holocentridae
Gene: map7d2a
Product: MAP7 domain containing 2a
Exons: 16
Coding region: 314-2998 (894 amino acids)
Biological process (GO): microtubule cytoskeleton organization
Cellular component (GO): microtubule cytoskeleton
Source: RefSeq, a predicted model, not a curated record